This is a messenger RNA of Diorhabda carinulata, 1323 nucleotides long. RefSeq names its product protein furry-like. NCBI's taxonomy places the organism in Eukaryota, Metazoa, Arthropoda, Insecta, Coleoptera, Chrysomelidae. Gene Ontology annotation, cellular component: site of polarized growth; cell cortex. The annotation marks the transcript as partial. Gene Ontology annotation, biological process: cell morphogenesis; neuron projection development. The record is from RefSeq and is a predicted model, not a curated record. The transcript has 6 exons.
ACCAUUAAACGAUAAUAGAGCGUCACUACUAAGAAGUGCAACAGCUGUGAAAAAACCUCCGACAGAAAGAGACGCUUAUAUGCAUUUGUGGAAAAAUUAUAUCACUUUUGCCUUCAGGGUGGUGCCAUUAAUUUCUAACCCUAUUAUUAGAUGUGCCAGUCCAGAUCUCAGUUUAAGUUCCUCCCCAGAUAGUUUGAAUGCUGAAAAAAAUGAUAGCAGUAAAUUGCCGGCUACAAAUAUUUCACCUUCAUCUUUAUACAAACUUGUUGUGCCACAUCUACGGUGUGAAGUUGCCGAUAUAAGAGAUGCAGCUGUUUUUGCUUUAGGAAAUAUUAACGGAACGGCUCUCAGAGAUUUAUUUGAAGAGCUGACUGUCUACAUUCGCGAAUCUAUUGAUAAAAAACAAGAAAACGUACGUCGCAGACGAAGAAGAGACGCGCUAAGGCUGCAACUAAUGAGAUUGCUAGAAUACAUUGGCGAUAACGGAACGUUUGGAAUAAGUAGUUGUGUUUUGGAUAGGGAUUCACAAUCUCUUACUCCAAUUCUAGUAGAAUUCGUAGAUGGCGUUAGGUAUUAUCUGGAAAACGAACCUGAUAAAAAUUCGAAUGCUGUAAGAGAUUUAACGCUGCAUUUUUGCUAUUUUAUUAGGAAGCUGGUUAAGAAUUUUACAUUGGACGCUUGUAGAAGUCUUCUGAAAAGAGAUUUAAGAUGUAGUUUAUUCACUUUAUUUGGAAAUUGGGCUGGAAAAUACGGUUUCCCUAUUGGAAAGACUAACCUAGAAGGAGAUGUAAAUAAUAAAAAACAUCAAGAAUUACAAUUGAUAGCAUUACAAGCUAUGAGUUCUUUACUUUGUUGUGGACCCUGUUUCGAUUGCCUUACUGAAGAAAGUCCGUAUUAUUUAUGGAUUGAUGGACUUCUUAAUAGUCUAGAUGAAAAAGUGUAUAGCUUAGCACAAGAAACUGUUAUCUUAUUACUAGAAUCCAAUCCUGAUGUAUCUCCUUUAUUGGAUUGGGUGGUAGAUAAAUGUUAUACAGGAACUUCUAAAGUAGCAGAUAGCUGUUUCAUAGCAUUGGCAACUAUAUUCAGUGCAAGGGAAUAUCCAUGUGAUCAUUAUACAGCGAUAAUAAAUGUUACUUUGAUGAAUACCGGGUGUCCCAGACAAGAAGUGCGAGAUACUGCCUUGCAAUUGCUCCAGUUAUUAGACAAAAGAUUUUUUGGUUGUAUAGGGCCACUUGUCGAAAACGACUUAGGUGAGUUUAUAGUUAUUAUUAUCACUAAAAGAUAUGGUGUACAAUUUUUUUUCAUAUUUUAAUUGAAAUAUGG